Zingiber officinale is the source of this 1317-nucleotide messenger RNA. RefSeq names its product probable aspartic protease At2g35615. The transcript has a single exon. NCBI's taxonomy places the organism in Eukaryota, Viridiplantae, Streptophyta, Magnoliopsida, Zingiberales, Zingiberaceae. The coding region runs from base 1 to 1317 and encodes 438 amino acids. The record is from RefSeq and is a predicted model, not a curated record. Gene Ontology annotation, cellular component: extracellular region.
AUGUCAGCCAUCAGUACCUUUUUCCGGCUCCUCCUACUGAUCUCCUUUGUGCCGUCCCUUGUCCCGACAAACACUGUCUUCGAUGUUGAGCUAGUCCACCGUGACUCCCCCAAGUCGCCACUAUACAAUAUCUCGAUGACGCCAUUCGAUCGCUUGCAGGCCGCUGUCGUCCGCUCGAUCAAUCGAGCUAGCUACUUGGACAAGCGCAUCGCCAUGAAUACCUCCAUCGACAUAGAGGUUGGCUUGUUCUUUAAUGAUUGGGAAUUCUUGAUGGGGUUCAACAUCGGCACGCCAAACCCACUAUAUGUGUGGGGCGUCUUUGACACCGGCAGUGAACUAAACUGGGUCAACUGUGUUGGUUGCCAAUGCUCUAAUAGGACCGCCACCCUAUUCAAUCAUAGUGCAUCCCUCACCUACAAGAAGUUAUCUUGCUCUUCCGAUGAGUGCAAGAGCUUUCGCCGAGGUUAUUGCAAUAAUGAUCACAUGUGCAGAUACCAUUACAGCUACGGUGAUGGAUCCAACAUCGACGGAAUUUUAUCCUCGGACACCUUCCAUUUCUCCUCAUUAGAUACGUUUCAAUCUACAUCCAUUCCAAAUAUGGUAUUCGGUUGUAACAUCCGAUCCUUGAACACAAUAAUUGACGACCCCGGCAGCUUCAUUGGGAUGGGCCCCAGGCCACCAUCUUUGAUCUACCAGCUCGCCCCUAAGUAUAUCAGCAAGUACUUCUCCUACUGCCUGAACAUGCUCCAUAAUGGAACCGACAGCAAGCUCUUAUUGGGAAGAGGCAAUUCGGCGAUCACCGAAAAGGCGAGUGUCACGCCGCUCAUGACGCAAGAUGGCUUCUACGCUGUGCAGCUUAAUACCAUCUCAAUUCCCGGUGAGUUUGACAUCUUCCUUGCUAGGAGCCCCAGGUUAACGGGCGGCAACAUCAUCUUCGACUCCGGAACUCCCAUGACUCUACUGGCCACUCAUGUGAUGGAUCAGUUAGUAAUGAAAAUGACGAAUUAUGUUAUCUUGCCGACUGUGAAGAUGCCAGGAAAAUUCAAAUUGUGCUUCACUGUGAUCUCGACAGAGCAAGAGAACGAGCUACCGGGGUUGUGGUUCUCGUUUGCUGGGACAUUGGGGGACUUUUGGGUGAGCCCUAAAAACCUGUUUACGUGGUAUCAAGAGGAUGUGAAAUGCAUGGCGAUAAUGGAAACGGAUGGCUUACAAAUCUUUGGGAAUAUUAUGCAGCAAGAUGUUUUAGUUGGACAUGAUCUAGAUAAAAUGGAAUUGACCCUUAUAGAGAAAAAUUGCACCAAGUUAAACAAUCCCUAA